Molecule: messenger RNA, 2068 nt
Organism: Myripristis murdjan (pinecone soldierfish)
Lineage: Eukaryota; Metazoa; Chordata; Actinopteri; Holocentriformes; Holocentridae
Gene: smim13
Product: small integral membrane protein 13
Exons: 2
Coding region: 523-789 (88 amino acids)
Source: RefSeq, a predicted model, not a curated record
CCCAGAAGUCCACUGGCGUGUUGCGCAGCCGCAGUCGGGCGCCGCUGUAUGACGCUAAUUUUGUUGUCUUAACCUAGUUACUGUACUGCUCUGUCGUCUGUGUCAGCCAACAAAAUGUAUGUCGCAGUUAUGUAGCCCAGCUAACGCCACACAGGAAUGGUACUGUGCUGAGUGAGCAGCUCGCUUCAGCCCGCCCUCAGGCCGCGGACUGCCAAGCCGCUUCGGGCUCAUCUCCGGCUUGUCGGCUAGCCAAGUCAGCUAACUUGCUAGCCGCACGCUAGCAAACAGGCUAGUGUGAGGUUGCGAUGCGGUGCUGUUUGUUUUGCCUCUCUCUCGUCGUCAGCACAUAAGCUAACCUAGCUAGCUGGCUGUUUUUUUUUUUUUUUUAACCUUAUGCUGUGACGGCAAGCUGUCCGACCGACGGAUCCGGCUGGCUUGGUUGUUUCGUGUGUUGUGAGGCAAAACACACACACCGCAGUCCCUCUUCUUAAUGCUAUUUUUGCUACCAAGUGUCCAGCUAAGAUGUGGCAAAGUGUCGGGCUCACAGUGCUGGUCAUUGUGGCCACACUUGUUUGUGCAUUGCUGUUCAUGCUGUUUGGUUGGUAUGUAGUCUGGCAGCUGUUCCUGUCCAAGUUUAAGUUUCUGCGUGAGUUGGUGGGGGAUGCAGUGUCUCCACAGGCCGAGACUCAGCCGUCCGAAACCAAGAGUGACCGUUCCUCCAGCGCCACUCAACGCAAUCGGCCCAAGACUGCACGCCAAAGAAUCGCCUCGCCAGAAAGCACCUCAUAGACCAUCCAAAUAGCUACUGUGUAUCCUUCACACCUUUAUCUGCUGCUCACCAUGACUGCUCGUCAGCCAGCUCCAAAUGUCGUGUCUGAUCGUUACAGAUUAUUUCCCAUCCACCCUUCAAUCUACACUACGCAUGGACCUUGCCGGCAGUCGAAACUCGGCCCCUUUCUUGUCCAGGACACUUUAAACUGACCAGGCAAAUAUCCUGGUUUCAAAGGGAUAAGCCAUCAAAAUCACUGGCCAUUUUGUUUGUGUCACCUGUUGAAGUGUGUGUAUGUGUGUGUGUGUGUGUAUAGUAUACAUGUGUACUGAGCAGCACGUCUGGGGCUUUCCUCAUGGUGCUGCGAUAGUGACGAUCAGCUUUCAUUAGCUGUCAAGCUGCUGCCUGUCACCUACGUGGGACAUAAAUUUACUCCAUCACACCAAGACACAUGACGAUAAUGCUCUUAUCAUGAUUCUGUGUGUACACUUUAUACUGUUGGAUCUUGUAUUUUCAGUAGUAGCCAGACAGUGUAGGUCAAUAACUGUUAAAAAACAAACAAACAAAAAAAAAAAAACGAGAUUGUCUGCACAAUUUCAAAAGGAACAACUAAAGACAAAUUCAAAACUGAAAGAAACAGUUUGUAUAACUGACACCGUUUUCGUUUUUAACAACAAAAAACUUUGUAAUAACACAGUUGCAAUGAAAGGAAUGUUGUUUUAUUUUUGCUGUCAUUGUGUUGUUGUGAAUAAUCAUGCUUAAGAUGGAGAGCAUCACACCCAGUAAUUAAUGCCCAGAGCCCCCCAGGAAGUCAACAAAUGACAGCCCUUCAUUCCAGUCGUCUAAUGAUGUGAGCUUUUUCUUUCUUCUUUACCCCUUCAUGGACUUACACUUGAAGUCAGGAGAAAGUUUCAAGGCAGUGACGGAUUUUUUUGGACUAUCUGGCGUGCAAUAAUAGCUGUACACGUUGUUCGCUGCCUUCCUGGAGUGUCCAACCAGGCUCCCUGCUGCAGAAAAAACCCGCCCUAGUGGUGUGUGAGCCCUCUCCCGCUCCCUGUGCCUCUGUCUGUACCAGUGCCUGUCGAGAUGGCAUCCACUGUUCGUUACAUGGCCUCUGAUCCUUUACAAUAGCAAACAAUAGCUUGGUUUCCAUUACGGGGCAAAACAAGGCUGACCAGGGCUUAAGUCAUUAUGUAUGUCACGUAGCUUCCCUCCAAAUGAAACUUAGGACUCUUGCACCUUGUUACCGGCAGUGAUUUUGCAACCGUAGUUUUGAGUAAGUAAACAACGCUAUAAACA